GGGUGAAACAAGCUCCAUGAUGUCUUCUUCUCUUUGCACUAAGUGGAAUAUGAAAGGACGAAAUGGAUCCAUGAAUGGCGGCUGCAGGUAACACAUCAUCAAAGGGAGGUAAGACUGUGCUGAUUGUGUACGCUCACCCCAAACCUGAAUCGUUCAAUGGCGCCCUCCUGCAAAAGGCUAUCAAAGAGCUGUCGUCAAAAGGCCACAACGUCAUCGUGUCCGACCUGUACAAGAUGAAAUUUGAUCCACUGGUUCGACUUGAAGAUUUUUCAGUUUCAGAUGCAGGUCCAUCUGAUGUAAGCAAGGAUGUCCAGGAGGAGGUGGACAAGGUGGAGCAGGCGGACCUGGUCGUGUUCCAGUUCCCGCUGUAUUGGGGCUCAUUUCCCGCCAUACUGAAGGGUUGGAUGGACAGGGUCAUACAGGUCAUGUCGGGGUUCGUCCGCAAAACAGGAUUCUACAAAAAAGGUGAUUUGAAGGGUAAAAGGGCGCUACUGUCCUUUACUACCGGAUCUCCGAGCAUACCCCAGGAGUCCCUGGAAGCCAUGCUCUUACCAAUGCAAGUUGGGACUUUGAACGUGGUCGGAUUCGACGUCCUUUUAUGGCAAGCACCCCCUCAGGUUUCAUUUGGUGUCGAGAAAGGUUGGGACGGAGGAAAAGGUUUCUGAAGGAAUAUCUAGAUGACUGGGCUUUGCGUUUGUCCACUGUGUUUGAAGAACCGACGCCUGAGAUGCUGACUGUUAAAACAUGGGCCAAAAAGCAUUCUAAAGCAUUCUGUAGCAUUCUGUAGCAUUCAUGUUAAUCUCGGUGAAGUGAAUGUAUGGUUACAAUGGGUACGCCUUUUGGCGUUAUGCUUCCAAUUAUACAAGGACAGAAAUAGGCAAAAUUUUACAAUAUCUAAGGGAAACAUUUGUCUUUUCUCGUUUGACGACUUCCUAAAACAGUCGAAAGUCAUGAUGAUCCAAAAAUUAAACCUCAA
Molecule: messenger RNA, 976 nt
Organism: Haliotis rubra (blacklip abalone)
Lineage: Eukaryota; Metazoa; Mollusca; Gastropoda; Lepetellida; Haliotidae
Product: ribosyldihydronicotinamide dehydrogenase [quinone]-like
Exons: 5
Coding region: 75-665 (196 amino acids)
Cellular component (GO): cytosol
Molecular function (GO): NAD(P)H dehydrogenase (quinone) activity
Source: RefSeq, a predicted model, not a curated record